GCAGCCUAGAGGAGAGCCGAGCUGUCGAACAUAGACUAGGCCACAGAGAACGGAAGUGGAGACGCAGCCGGAAGUAGCAGGAAUCUCAGAAGGCAGGUCUUUGACGGGAUUCUGAGGUGCAGAGGAGGUGGUCGCCAUGGAGUUGGGCGAGCUACUCUACAACAAGUCGGAGUACAUCGAGACGGCAUCUGGGAAUAAAGUUAGUCGCCAGUCAGUGUUGUGUGGAAGUCAGAACAUUGUUCUCAACGGCAAGACUAUUGUAAUGAAUGACUGUAUAAUCCGAGGGGAUCUGGCCAAUGUAAGAGUUGGACGCCAUUGUGUUGUGAAGAGUCGUAGUGUUAUAAGACCACCAUUCAAGAAAUUCAGCAAAGGUGUUGCAUUUUUUCCUUUACAUAUUGGGGACCAUGUUUUUAUUGAGGAAGAUUGUGUGGUCAAUGCUGCUCAGAUUGGUUCUUACGUUCACGUUGGCAAGAACUGUGUGAUUGGGCGCCGAUGUGUACUGAAAGAUUGUUGCAAAAUUCUUGACAAUACAGUAUUACCUCCAGAAACUGUGGUACCACCAUUCACUGUCUUCUCAGGCUGCCCAGGACUCUUCUCAGGGGAGCUCCCUGAGUGUACUCAGGAACUGAUGAUCGACGUCACCAAGAGCUACUACCAGAAGUUUCUGCCUCUGACACAAGUGUAGUGAGACUGCUACAAGUCCUGAAUUUGCUUGAGCUCUAAGCUGAACUUGGGGACAGUGUGAGUGGUUAACAUCUAAGAGUUCUUGUAUGUUUGACAAUUUCCAACUUCCUUUCCUUUUUAAUUUAGAAUUUUUCAAUCCUUGAAGGCUCUAAGCUCUUAAGAAUUUAAGAGAAUGCAUGGAGAAGUUACUUCACGUGCUAUGCUUACAUCUUAUCUAUUAACAGUCAUGUUGUACCACUAUCUGUUCCCAGCACUCCAGCCCCUGGUCCCACAGAUGGCAGGAGCUUGUCUGAAAUGGGCCUGCUGAGCAGCAGCAUUUGCCCAGGAUGGAAGUUAUGUGGCUGGUGUACAGCUUAGAGCAAUGCAGCACCCCCACUGUGCACCCCCUUACACAGAUAGCUCCCAGCUUUCCUCCUGCGGCUGACACAUUUGUCAGUGGCCACAAUUGCAAUAAAUUGCAGUUGCUCAUAAUUCUUGAGAAAGUUGUUUGUGACUUCAGAGUCCAAAUUUCUAUGGCUACUAAAACUGAAAGGAGGAUAGUUAGUGUAUUUCAUCUUCCCAGAAUGACCUUAGCUGUUCUAAGGUGGUUAAUAAAGGAUUUUCUAGUACUCUUUUUUAAGACUUUUGACUUCACUAAAAGAUGAGACCGCAUCUUAGAUUUUGCAUAUGCAAAGUUCCAGGUUGCAGUCUCCCCUGUGACUCUUACUAGUCAGCCGGUCACUUCUUUUUUUCUUCUUCUUCUUUUUUUUGUCUUUUUCCUUUUUAUUGGUACCGGGGAUUGAACUCACGACUGCCUGCUUUCAAGGCAAGCGCUUAUGCCGCUGAGCUAAACCCCCAGCCCCAGCCAGUCACUUCUUGCCCAAGGUAUUUGUCUUAUGUCACUAAAGGUGAAGCAUUUGUGACCACAUACUUUCCAGUCUGGAACCACUGAACCCAUUCUGAGUUUGCCAGGAUCCCAAAGUGCAGACAAAAAUAUCUAUACUUGAGUCUAAUCAUAUAGAUGCAUGAGGGACUCUUAAAAUUGUCUUGUAGGCACUGAGGUCAAAGAAUAAGUGACUUUUCCAGGGUUUUUUCCUCUGGCUGACAGCACAAAUUAGCUCUUUCUGGUUCUCACUGACCUCUCAUUUUAAGAGGAAGAUUGAGAAGUGAGAGGCUGAGAGGAUUGCCCUCCUUUGUGCUGUGAUCUACUGUAAGUGAGUAAAGCAGAAGUUUAGCCUUGAAUGGUGGAACCAAGCUGGAGCCAUCUUGACUUAAUAUGCAGGUGUGGGAUGUGCAGAAACAGCUGUGUGUAAUGAUUUGUACUCAUUUAGUUUAAAACUCCCCUCUGGUGUGUCAUUUUUUCAUGUUUGUAAAUUAAAAAAUUGACACAUGAAA
Cavia porcellus (domestic guinea pig) is the source of this 2058-nucleotide messenger RNA. It is a transcript of the gene Dctn5, whose product is annotated as dynactin subunit 5. NCBI's taxonomy places the organism in Eukaryota, Metazoa, Chordata, Mammalia, Rodentia, Caviidae. The record is from RefSeq and is a predicted model, not a curated record. Gene Ontology annotation, cellular component: dynactin complex. The transcript is spliced from 6 exons. The coding region runs from base 137 to 685 and encodes 182 amino acids.